Molecule: messenger RNA, 2207 nt
Organism: Chlorocebus sabaeus (green monkey)
Lineage: Eukaryota; Metazoa; Chordata; Mammalia; Primates; Cercopithecidae
Source: RefSeq, a predicted model, not a curated record
UGCCUGCCUUAAUUUCCCCCUUCAUCAAAUGAGAGUAUGUAUUGUACUUGCCUCAUAGAAGGAUGCAAUGAAGGCGCAUGGCACAGUUGGUUUCACACAAUGAGCCCUCAUUUAAUGUUGGCUAUUAUUGCUACUAUUGUUAUUGUUGAAAUUGUUUUUGUCAAUAUUGUUAUGAUUGGCACUCCUGGGAAGCAGCCCCCAGGGGCCCGGUGGGGGAUUGGGUCGGCCUUCACUCCUGCUCCACCCCCUGCAGUUACUCUGCCGAUUGUGACGUCAGCUGACUCUGGGGGCGGGUGGGGGAAUCUGGCCGGAAAUCCCUCUUCCUGUUGCAGAUAAGCCCAGCUCAGCCCAGCUGACCCCAGACCCUCUUCCCUCACUCCCCCCAUGUCGCAGGAUCAAGACCCUGAGGCAGAGAGCCUGUUCACCAAGCCCCCCGCCCCGCCCCCAUCACCCCGUAAACUUCUCCAGCCUCCGCCCCGCCCUCACCCAGCCCGCUGUUCCCCAAGCCCCGCUCCAAGCCCACGCCACCCCUGCAGCAGGGCAGCCCCAGAGGCCAGCACCCAUCCCCGAGGCGGGGGUCGCGGCUCGGCCCCGCCCCUGCCCCUGCAACUUGAGCCUGGCUGCGACCCCUGCUCUGACGUCUCGGAAAAUUCCCCCUUGCCCGGGCCCUUGGGGGAGGGGGUGCAUGGUAUGAAAUGGGGCUGAGACCCCCGGCUGGGGGCAGAGGAACACGCCAGAGGUGAGCCAUGAACUGAGGACUAAAUGCCUGGGUGUCUGGGUUAGGAAGGACCUGGGGACUAGACUCCCAAGAGGCCAGGGGCCUGGACUCCUGGGUCUGAGAGAGGAAGAGAGCUGGGGUCCUUCACUCCCGGGACCAAGAUUCUAGGCUCCUGGGGAAGGAGGGAGCGGAGGCCUGGACUCCUGGCUGUGAGGGAAGCCAGGGCUGGGGUCCAGACUCCAGGGCCUCCAAGUGUCACCAGCUCACCCAUUGCCAUCUGGACUUUUCCCGACCCAGAACACUCAGAAGGCAUCGCAUCCAUGGACCUGUGGAACUGGGAUGAGGCAUCCCCACAGGAAGUGCCUCCAGGGAACAAGCUGGCAGGGCUGGGUAGGCUGCCAGGGCUGGGUAGGCUGCCGGGGCUGCCACAACGUGUGUGGGGAGGGUGUCCAGGUGGGGCCUGUGCUAACCCUAAACCCUUAUCGCCUGCAGAAGGAGCCGAAUUAGGCUUCUAUGUCCCUGAUGUGGCACUCCAAGGGGACACGCCGACAGCGACAGCAGAGACAUGCUGGAAAGGUACAAGCUCAUCCCUGACAAGCUUCCCACAGCUGGACUGGGGCUCCGCGUUACUGCACCCAGAAGUUCCAUGGGGGGCGGAGCCCGACUCUCAGGCUCUUCCGUGGUCAGGGGACUGGACAGACGUGGCGUGCCCACCCUGGGACUCUUGGAGUGGCGCCUCGCAGACGCUGGGCCCCGCCCCUCCCGGCCCAGGCCCCGCCCCUCCCGGCCCAGGCCCCGCCCCUGCUGCCGGCUCCGAAGGCGCCGCGGGCCAGAACUGCAUCCCCGCGGAGGGAGGGGCCACCUCGUGGUCGUGUGCCCAGGCGGCCGGGAGCAACACCACCUGGAACUGUUCUGUGGGCCCCAACAUCACCUACUGGGGCAGUGGCCUGGGCGGGGAGCCGCGCACGGACUGUACCAUUUCGUGGGGCGGGCCCGCGGGCCCGGACUGUACCACCUCCUGGAACCCGGGGCUGCGUGCGGAUGGCACCACCUCUUUGAAAGGGUACCAGAGCUCAGCUCUCACCGUUUUCUCCGAACCGAGCCCGCAGUCGGACCGUGCCAGUUUGGCUCGAUGCCCCAAAAGUAACCACAGAGGUCCCAUUCAGCUGUGGCAGUUCCUCCUGGAGCUGCUGCACGACGGGGCGCGUAGCAGCUGCAUCCGUUGGACUGGCAACAGCCGCGAGUUCCAGCUGUGCGACCCCAAAGAGGUGGCUCGGCUGUGGGGCGAGCGCAAGAGAAAGCCGGGCAUGAAUUACGAGAAGCUGAGCCGAGGCCUGCGCUACUACUAUCGCCGCGACAUCGUGCGCAAGAGCGGGGGGCGCAAGUACACGUACCGUUUCGGGGGCCGCGUGCCCAGCCUAGCCUAUCCGAACUGUGCGGGGGGCGGAAGGGGAGCAGAGACACAAUAAAAAUUACCGGUCAGACCUCU